AUGAAUAGUAAGGUAGGAGGCAAGGCCACACAGGAAGAAAAGCUUCUGAAACAUCAGCUGCACCUGCAGAAGCAAAGAGAUGGCAUCGCCUACAGGAUGAAGAAGCUGGCAGCUAAGCAGGUGGAAAUAACAAAAAAGACCACUGCGGUGAAGGAGAAAAUCAAGAAAAAGUACGAGGACAUGAAGCGAGUCCUGGAUGAGGAUCUUCGGAUCACACUGACCCAGCUGGACGUGGAGUACGAGGCCACAGAGAAGUUAGUGGAAGACAGGAUAGAGGACUGCUACCACCUCACACAGGAACUGGACCAGGAACUGUCAAAGAUCGGUGCCCAUGUAAAACCACCAGAAAUAGACAUUCAGCUGAGCUUUAACGAGAUGCGUCGACUCUUUGUUUUGUCUGAAAUUAGAAUAAUUGAGACUCUGAAGCUGACUGACCCUGACCUGAUCCAGAUGGAUGAGUUCAAAUAUGAACAACUACUGAGUCUCACCAUCAACCUGCUGCUGUUCAUCAGAUCCCAGGUGCCUGUCACCAAGAAACUGUUCCAGACCUAUGCCGCGGAUGUUGUCCUUGACGCUGACUCUGCUCACCCCAAGCUGAUCAUCUCUCCCAAAGGCGACUCAGUCACCUACACGGACACCUGGCAGGACGUCCCGGAGACUUCCACCCGCUUCGACACCACCCUAAACGUAGUCAGCCAGCAAGGCUUCAGCGAGGGGCGGCAGUACUGGGAGGUGGACGUGAGCGGGAAGACCUACUGGGAGCUGGGGCUCACCUAUCCGAGCAUCCCACGCAAGGGUCGCGAGGAGGACUCCUGGCUGGGCCGGGGCAAAGAGUCUUGGUGUGUGGAAUACUUUAAUGGAGACUACACAGCCUGGCACGGUGGAGUCCAGCAAGAGCUGCCUCUCCUGGCAGGAAAACAGUUCACUCGCAUCGGGGUAUACUGCAGCUUCCCCGGGGGUUUGGUGUGCUUUCUCGGAGCCGAUACCAUGACCCCGCUGCACUGCUUCGGCGCCGGGACCUUCACUGACAUUCUACUUCAAGCUUUAUGUCCCGGCCAUGACAAUGAAGGCACAAACUGGAAGUCCCUUAAGGUUUGCGACGCCUCCCGGUCAGCCCCUGUUCUUUGA
This is a messenger RNA of Cottoperca gobio, 1128 nucleotides long. RefSeq names its product tripartite motif-containing protein 16-like protein. Gene Ontology annotation, molecular function: protein binding. Lineage: Eukaryota; Metazoa; Chordata; Actinopteri; Perciformes; Bovichtidae. The record is from RefSeq and is a predicted model, not a curated record.